Messenger RNA from Aspergillus pseudotamarii, 597 nucleotides. RefSeq lists its product as uncharacterized. Lineage: Eukaryota; Fungi; Ascomycota; Eurotiomycetes; Eurotiales; Aspergillaceae. The coding region runs from base 1 to 597 and encodes 198 amino acids. The record is from RefSeq and is a predicted model, not a curated record. The transcript has a single exon.
AUGAACCUUCUCCUCCUAACCCUAACCCUCCUCACCACCACCCUCACCACAGCAACCCCGACCCCUCGCCAGGACAGCCUCCUCUGGCCAUACGAAACCUACCGUUACUGGGUGCAAACCGGCAACUGGAAACUGGACCCACAAGACCAACUCCUCGUCGUGAAAAACGGCAACGCAGCAGACGAAACCACCACCAUCGUAACUUUCAACAUCCCCACUACAGCUGACGGCCACAAAUGCAAGCUCCUAUUCGACCUCUGGGACCGCGAUGUCUCCAGCGGCUCAAAGCAGGCCGACGUAUUCACGGCCACCAGGCCCACUGGCGCGAGUGCUUCUGACUCGAACGCUCAGUCUGUGUCGCUGCAGUCUGUGUCCCAGGAGGUCGCCGAUGUGAUUGUUCAGUCGAGGGAAGAGCAUAUCGGCCGGAUUAGUGUUUCUGCGCCUGGUACGGCUGACUGGGUGUUGGCUUAUCAGGGGUAUCCGGAGUUUGAUUGUCCUGCUGGGCAGAUGGUUGGGUUUGAGUUUGUCGGGGUUAAUGAUGAGGUUGCUAUUAGGUGGGAUAUUGGUGUUACAGGGCCUAAGGUGCAGGUUUUGUAG